AUGCAAACAUUACAAUCUACUCUCUCCGCUUCAUUGUGCGCACCGAAAGGCAAUCAGUUAGCCUAUAUUUGUUAUAUUGAAGAGGAAAAUACUCAGAUCACACAUUUAAUGGAUCUCACCACAACACUUGGUCCAAGUCCGGAACAGCUGAAUGGAUCGGCCCAUUCGAUGCGAUUUAUUCUCUUUCCAUUCUCACAACCAUUCUAUGAAUAUUUCACCAUUGUAAACUCGUUUUUCAGUUCAACCCAUUCGAACACGGCCCCAUUCUCUCAACUAUUAGCCUUGAAACAGCCGAUCGAUCGAGAAAAAUUGUGCCACAGUGAUCAGACACAGUCCAUUCCACCGACCACGGGUCUGGAUGACGCGAUUGGUCAUUCGUUCUCGGACAACAAUUUCGUUCCCACAAGUCAAACAGUGUGUAUUUGUCAACGCACGUUUGAAUGGUGUUCCAUUUAUGUUCAACUAGCACUAACUCCCUAUCAGGCCGAUGCUCGUACCAGCGAAAAUGUGACACACUAUCCAGAUAUUUCUUUGAAUGUGAUGGAAGUAUUUUUUGUCGAGGUCCGUAUUGUGGAUGUGAAUGACAACGCUCCCGAAUUUCUCCCCGGACGGUACGAGGUGAGUAUCAGUGAACUGGAACAGGUUGGAACCAGGUAUCGUUUACCAUCGGCCACAGACAAAGAUAUCGGCAAAAAUGCGCAGUUUGUGUAUCGUUUGGCGGACGUACAAGCCACCAUUCCUGUGUUACAUGCAAAUCAGAGCGGUACACGCAAAAAUGUUUCCUUACAAAACGAUUCGCAGUGUUUUGAUCUGCAAUCCAAUAUGGAUUCCACGGAGUUAUUUAUCCAGCUUAAACAACCACUUGACCGCGAACAAUAUGACACGUAUUAUUUGCUCAUCACAGCCGCAGAUAUGGGGUCCACAAUGACGCAUACGGGCACUUUGUAUGUGACAGUUCACGUGAUCGAUUCGAACGACAGGAGUCCGGUCUUCGGACGUUCACAGUUUGUGUUCCACGUGUCCGAGCAUGCAACUCCUGGCACUGUGAUUGGUCAACUGUUUGCCACGGAUGACGAUUCCGGAGAGAAUGGCCGGAUCACAUUUGAUCAACAAACGGAAGCGGGCGAGCACACGGCCCGACAUGGUCCGGCAGUGAAUCGAUUUCGAGUGGAACCAAACUCUGGCCAGAUUCGGGUACACAGUCCGUUGGAUCGGGAACAAUCGAAAAGUGUUCACUUUCGUGUGAUCGCCCGGGAUCAUGGACAACCGGUGCGGAUGACCACCGCAAAUGUGGUCAUUAUUCUACACGAUGUGAAUGAUAACAAUCCGAUCAUACGAAUUUGGGGUCAGACUGAGGUGAGUGAUCCGUUUGGAUUGCUCUCAAACGUAUCCAUUCUGAACUAUUCCCUGCUCUCUUCGCCCGGUCUGAGUCAUGCUGUUGGUCUUUCGGUGAGUGAAGCGUUACAACCGAACUCGGUGAUUGCUUUCAUGGACGUAUACGAUCCGGACUUUCAGGAAAACGGAGAUGUUUCGUGCACUGUACAGCACGCAUCGUUUGAUUUGCAACUGAUCACGGACUACACGAAACUACUCACGACAACUCGAAAUCUGGAUCGUCAGUCCUACGGGUCUGAUCCGACCACGAGUAACCAGAUCCUCAUGGGAACCAAAGCUUAUCAGAUUGUGCACACGGGAUAUUUGGAUCGUGAAUCUACCCCCGGGCUACACGUCCCGAUUGUGUGCCGGGAUAACGGCAGUCAGAUUGUUCGUUCCACAACCACACUUUUGUACAUUCAAGUUUCCGAUAUCAAUGAUAAUGUGCCCAUUUUUAAUCUACCUGUUGUAUAUGAACCGGCCGUUUGGUCCAAUAAACAACAAUACGAACAAUGGUUCCUUCAAACUCUGCCACAUUCCAAUGACAGUACCGGAAUGAAUGAGAGUCCCAUGCGGAUGGAGAUUGUUCUGCCCGAAUCGUGUUUCCCCAAUCGAACAAUUGUGCAUUUCUCCGCGCAAGAUCCAGACGACAGUUUGAACGGAUUGCUUGAGUACGAAUUGUUCAUGGAUUCCAGUACACAGAAUCUGGGUUCGGACGUUCGGAAAGAAACGGUCAAUUUGUUGAAAAUUCAUACCAAAACUGGGCACGUGUCCGUGCAACUACCUGUGUGGUACGCAAGUAGCAGCAGCAGCAUGUGGUAUCAUUACACGUGCUUGCGUCGCUUGACAAACAGUUCUUGGGUGGUGGAACCGAAUCCAUUCACAAUCGACAAAAUCACUGGUGUGAUAACGAAUGUAAGAAUUAUUGAUCGAGAACUAGAUGCCAGUCAGUACCGUAUCACGGUAGUCGCACACGAUCGUGGAAGUCCACCGAAGACAUCCAGCCUCGAUGUGAUUGUAAAUAUUCUGGAUCAGAAUGACCAUGCCCCGCGAUUUCGACUCCCGAUUCAACCUUGUCAUCUGCUAGGGGCUACGAAUGUAGAACGUCUGUCGACAACUCCCUCGGCAUUUCGGACUAUCAUGGUUUCCCAGACCAAUCAAACCCUUGUACAGAAUUUAACCCACGCAUUCCCCGAGUUGUAUUCAUCUUAUUUGGCUACCUCGUCGAAUCCAACUUCAACCAUGGAUGACGCGUUGCAGCCCAUCGCCGAGUUUUCCGCAUUCGAUCCCGAUGACGGAGUUAAUGGUCAGGUGAAAUACAAACUGGUAUCCGGAUGUGUCCAAGACCGUUAUCCAAACACACAACCCGAAGUUGAGCGAACCUUUAGCAUAGAUCACUCAAGUGGAUGUCUUUAUUUACUUCGCAAAAUUCGUUUCGAUGAGAUCGGCAAAAAGUACACGUUGAGAAUUGUUGCACAGGACGGCGGGGCAAUGGACACGUCACUUUCCAGUUUCCUAGAUUUGUCAGUUGCCAUUCGUGGUCUACCAGAUCUGUAUGUGGAAUUGUCGGUGAAUGUGACCACCCAGAUUGGACCGUGUUCCGCACAAGUGGACAGAAAUCUGAGCACCAUGGAAAGAAAACCAGUUGGGAACGAGUUGAGUCCAACAAUUCGUGUCCUGAUGAGUGUGACCACCGUGAUUGGGGCACUGCUCAUCGUGAUUAUUGUGAUCUUAUUUAUCAAACAACCCGCGUGGUUUUUUGGUCGUCGACGCUCGCGAACUCAGGAUGAGAACAAUAAAAUGGACAUGUUUCAAUGUCAUGAGGUGCACAAUCACAUCGCAACCGGGAGUCAGGUAUCAGCAUCCAAUCAGCCAUCAGCCACAUACUUUCCGGAAUUGCUACAAACAGAGGGUGGUGUAAGCUUACUAAAAGCGGAUUCGGACCCCACGUGUACAGAAUAUCCGGUUGCCGUGUUCACAUGCUUUCCAACACAAUCGAGACAGUCUUCCAUGAUCAUUCGGAUGGAAUCUCCCGGGAAAGGCAGACAUGGGGAUCAGGAAGAUACAGACGAUCGAUUUCCACAAUUAAUCACUCAUCACCAGCAUCCACCUCACCAUCAUCAUCAUCAUCAUAAUCAUAAUCAUAAUCAUAAUCAGCACAGUAAUCACUAUCACUCACAAUGUGCCAUACUACAUUCUUCCUGUUCACCGAGGGAUAAAAUUAAUUUUGUGGAGGAAAAUCUUGCACCACACAAAGACCAAACACCAUGCAUGAAGUGUCAAAUUGAGCAUACAGAUCGUGUUGUUGAUGAUAAUGACGAAGGGAAAGAUGACGAAGAGGCGCAGGAGGAUGAUUGUGAAUCAAAGAUCAUAUGA
Messenger RNA from Echinostoma caproni, 3750 nucleotides. Lineage: Eukaryota; Metazoa; Platyhelminthes; Trematoda; Plagiorchiida; Echinostomatidae. The record is from the annotation of a GenBank genome assembly.